Molecule: messenger RNA, 867 nt
Organism: Amaranthus tricolor (Joseph's coat)
Lineage: Eukaryota; Viridiplantae; Streptophyta; Magnoliopsida; Caryophyllales; Amaranthaceae
Product: xyloglucan endotransglucosylase/hydrolase protein 2-like
Exons: 4
Coding region: 1-867 (288 amino acids)
Biological process (GO): cell wall biogenesis; xyloglucan metabolic process
Cellular component (GO): apoplast; cell wall
Molecular function (GO): xyloglucan:xyloglucosyl transferase activity; hydrolase activity, hydrolyzing O-glycosyl compounds
Source: RefSeq, a predicted model, not a curated record
AUGGCAUCGUAUAAUCUAACCGGUAAACUAGUAAUUGUCAUGCUCUUUAUUGGCGGAUUAUUUAGUAGUUCCAAGGAACAGCCUAUUUUUGAUGAGAAUUAUAGUGUUAAUUGGGGGUAUGAAAAUGUUGUGAAUAAUGGUUCAGAAGUUCAGAUCUUUUUAUCGAAUACGUCGGGUGCUGGGUUCGAAUCGAAGCGAGCUUAUGGAUCAGGAUUCUUUAGCGUCAGUUUAAAAUUGCCAGCAUAUGAUUCUGCAGGAGUUGUUACAGCAUAUUACUUGAGUUCAGGAGGUCACGAGCAAGACGAGCUAGACUUUGAAUUCUUGGGGAAUAGAGAAAAUAAACCAAUAACAUUGCAAACUAAUGUGUUUGUAAAUGGAUAUGGAGGUAGAGAACAUAGAAUUCAUCUUUGGUUUGAUCCAACUCUGGAUUUUCACACCUACAAGAUCCUUUGGAAUCAACAACACAUUGUGUUUUUUGUUGACAACAUACCAAUAAGAUAUUUCAAAAACAACAUAAAUAUUGGAGUAAGCUACCCAUCAAAACCAAUGAAGAUAGAAGCAAGUAUAUGGGAUGGAUCAAGUUGGGCAACUGAUGGAGGGAAGACCAAAAUAAUUUGGAGCCAUGCCCCAUUUAGGGCUUAUUUUACGGGCUUUAACAUUGAUGGAUGCCCUAUUAGUAAUGCUAGAUCAGCAAGUAUUGUGCCAUGCAACUCUCCCAAUUAUUGGUGGAACACCCAAAAAUAUUGGGAAUUAAAUUCUAGUGAACAAAAAGCUUAUGAAAUUGUUAAGCAUCAUUUUGUUACUUAUGAUUAUUGUAAUGAUAAAAAUAGGCAUCCUACCCCUCCUCCUGAGUGUUCCGAUCAAUAA